This is a messenger RNA of Plasmodium coatneyi, 831 nucleotides long. RefSeq lists its product as uncharacterized. The transcript is spliced from 5 exons. The record is from RefSeq and is a predicted model, not a curated record. NCBI's taxonomy places the organism in Eukaryota, Apicomplexa, Aconoidasida, Haemosporida, Plasmodiidae. The coding region runs from base 1 to 831 and encodes 276 amino acids.
AUGUCUGCAACGAAGAUACUCCUUCCCAUUUUAUUCCUCACACUUAUGCUACAUACGCUGUUAAUAACUAGCGAAAGUAAACACGCACAAAAUUGUUACACACUAAAUAGGAGUUCGCACAGCACCACGCUAGAGACAAACCGGAAAAGCAAUUCGCUCUACAUAAAGAAGAGGCUCCUUACGUUGAGGCGGGGUAGGCAGCAGCGUGUUCCUGCUCCGCGUGCGUCUGCAUUUCUGGUUUUUGAUAUAGUAAAGAUUUUUGGGCGGCUGUCUGACCAAGAACUAUUAGGGCACGUAAUUUCACACAACAACGAGUUUAUAGAGCUCAGAAAAAAUCGCCCCCCAAAAAAGUGGGAGAAAUUAUUCCUUCCUAAAAACGAUAGCUUAAAUUUCGAAGCUUUUAAGAAUUUUUUGAGGCAGGCUGAAUUCGAGUGGCCCCUCACCAUCAACUCUGGGCAGAUAAAGAACCAGGGCUCGAUCAGCAUCCCGGUCUCCCCCAUCGUUUAUGUAGAGAGCUGCCGAAAAAUUAGCGAGUUCCUCAAAAGCAAAAACAAAAACAAAGGCAUGAACGCCGGCACCAACGCAGGCACCAGCACAGGAGCUAUAAUAAAUUUAAAAAUUAUUAACGAGUACGUGAGUGAGCAACCCAUCUCGAACGAUGCAAUGCAAUGCGUCUUUUCCUCCUUUAGUGACCUUCCCGAGCUAACGAAGGAUCAGUUUAUAAGCCGAAUUCAUGAGUGGGCCCCGUCAGAUGGGAUAAUCGACUGGUACACCUUCGUUUACAACUUGAAGGAGGAGCCCUCGGACAACAUAAAAAGAUUUUUUGACUAG